CAGCAAGCACUCGAUAUGUCUCACUCGCCGGAGCCGCCUGUGUACUGCUACAAAUGCAAGCAGAUCAUCGAGCAGCGCAUCAUCACGGCAUUGGGCCAGACCUGGCACCCGGGCCACUUUGCCUGCAAGGACUGCGAGCAGCCCAUCACAGAUGCCACCUUCAACAUUCAGGACAAUGAGCCCGUCUGCACCGACUGCUUCGUGAAGAACUAUUCGGGCACAUGCUUUGGCUGCAAGCAGCCCAUCAUGGAGCGCACCAUCAAGGCCAUGGAACAGUCGUGGCACGAGGAGUGCUUCCAGUGCAGUGGUCCGUGCAAGAAGCCACUGGCUGGCACCUCCUUCUACGAGCGCGACGGCCAGCCCUACUGCCGUGUGGACUACGAGCAGCUCUUCGCCAUCCGCUGCGCCGGCUGCGACCAGCCGAUCACAGACAAUGCGAUCGUUGCACUCAAGGCCAAAUGGCAUCGCAGUUGCUUCAAGUGCAAGAAGUGCGGCGCUCCCAUCACGGCCAGCACUUUCGCCGUGGAGGAGAACCAGCCGAUGUGCAAGGAUUGCUCGGGCUAGGAGCUGCCCCUCCUGCCCCUCCACACUAGCACCAGCAAGUACCCUUACCCACACGCACACCCACACACCCACACACACCCCACACUGGCUCCACACUUCGAUAUCUAUUGUGGAUGAUCUAUUAUUAUGGUAUUUGUAGUCAGUGAAGCGAUCGCCCGCGGAAAGAGCGCGCACAACUUUUGGGAUUUUCACAUUUAAAUUUUGGAUUGUUGGAUUAGACAAGAACACGAUAAAUGCAUUUGGCACACCUGUCGAGCGCCUGCAGCAGUGCGUUUUGGGUGGCCCGAGGAGGAGGAGGCAGCAUGGCGCUGAUUGAAUGCUGCCUGCUGGCUGCUGGCUGUUAAUGCUUACAAUUAAUUAUUAUAAAUCUGUUUAGUUGAUAGGCACAAAACAAUUGUUGUCCACACACAAACAAACACACACACACAAACAAACACACACACAAAGCUUUCUUUCAAUUGUUACCCGUCCGCCCUCUGGAUUAGACCCUCUCUUGAUUGCUUUUCGUAACGCACAAAAGUAUCUGAUAAACGAAAUACAAUAAAUAAACAUUAAUCUGAACAGCUACAGAAUA
Drosophila subobscura is the source of this 1138-nucleotide messenger RNA. RefSeq names its product transforming growth factor beta-1-induced transcript 1 protein. The record is from RefSeq and is a predicted model, not a curated record. NCBI's taxonomy places the organism in Eukaryota, Metazoa, Arthropoda, Insecta, Diptera, Drosophilidae. Gene Ontology annotation, cellular component: Z disc; nucleus. The transcript is spliced from 4 exons. The coding region runs from base 16 to 564 and encodes 182 amino acids. Gene Ontology annotation, molecular function: transcription coregulator activity.